Messenger RNA from Oryctolagus cuniculus (rabbit), 2001 nucleotides. The record is from RefSeq and is a predicted model, not a curated record. NCBI's taxonomy places the organism in Eukaryota, Metazoa, Chordata, Mammalia, Lagomorpha, Leporidae.
GGGCUUUUAAAUAGCUGGCGGAGUUGCAAAGAUGUGAUAGCCAGAGCCACGUGUUUGUAAGUUACAUUGUGUUUUAUGACUUAAUCUAAAAAGUUGUGUAGUGGUGUCACUUCCAUUGUAUUCUAUUUAUAAAGGUAAUCACAAGGUCACAUUCAGAUUCCAGGGCUUCCAGGCCACAGCAGAGAGCUGGACUGGAAGAGGAGCAACUGGGACUAGAACCCUGCACCCAUGUGGGAUGCCAGUGCCGCAGGUGGAGGAUUAACCGAGUGAGCCACAGCGCUGGCCCAGCUCUGUCUACAUUCUUAAAAAUGGGCAACUUUGAAUCUCAUGCCACCAGACUGUGGUGCACCAUCUAGCAAGAGAACUAAGAAAAUCACAAAGCACAUGUCAGUGAAUCAGCAAUCUCUCGAUCCAGAUAGUACAACAGAUGUGGAAGUUGUUACAGAUACUGAAGAAGAACUUAUUAAAGAAUGUGAAGAAAUGUGGAAAGAAAUGGAAGAAUGUCAGAAUAAAUUAUCACUUAUUGGAACUGAGACACUCACUGAUUCAAAUGCUCAGCUCCCUGCUCCCUGGGAAGGCAGUGGAUGAUGGUUCAAGUGCUUGGGCCCCUGCCGUCUAUGUGGGAGAUCAAGAUGGAGUUCCUGACUCCUGGCUUCAGCCUGAUCCAGACCUGGCUGCUAUUUCACUAUUAAUUAUGCAAGUGAAAUGUUUGACUGCUGAACUCAGUCAGUGGCAAAAAGAAACACCUGAAAUAGCUCCCCUAAAUGACGAUGUUCUGGUAACAUUAGGAAAAGAAGAGUUCCAAAAAUUGCAGCAUGAUCUUGAAAUGGUGCUAUCUACUAUUCAGUCAAAGAAUGAAAAGUUAAAGGAAGACUUAAAAAGAGAGCAGCAGUGGUUGGAUGAACAGCAACAGAUAAUGGAAUCUCUUAAUGUACUACACAGUGAAUUGAAAAAUCAGGUUGUGACAUUUUCUGAAUCAAGAAUCUUUACUGAGCUGAAAACUAAACUGCUUAAUGUAAAAAAGUAUAAGAAGAAACUCUUGAUUACCUUGGGUGAGUUUCUAGAAGACCACUUUCCUCUGCCUGAUGGAAGUGUUAAAAAGAAAAAGAAAAGCAUUCAAGAAUCAACUGCACAGCUGAUAACACUACAUGAAAUAUUAGAGACUCUUAUAAAUAGAUUAUUUGAUGUUCCACAUGAUCCAUAUGUCAAAAUUAGUGAUUCCUUUUGGCCUCCUUAUAUUGAACUGCUGCUGCGUAAUGGAAUUGCCUUGAGACAUCCAGAAGAUCCAACCCAAAUAAGAUUAGAAGCCUUCCAUCAGUAAUAGAAUGGUCUCUUUAACAUAGUAAAGAUUCUUGUCAUUCACUGAUAAUAGAAACACAGGGCAUUUCUAUAAAGAAUAUUAUUUGCAAGUGGAAACACAUAGUCCAUCUUCCUUUUAUCCUUAAAUGAUACAUGCUGCCACCCAUUACUCAUUGUUAAAUGGUCCUUGCUUAGUGCUUUGGCGUUUUAAACUGUAUGGGCAAAAUUGUAAAUAAAAAAUAUCCUAGACUCAUAAAACAUUUAAUAUGCUUUAUAUCAUGCAAUAUUCUUCAGAAAAUCUUUGUUAAUUUAUGAUAUUGCUAAUGUAAUAUUUUUCUUUUAAAAUUUAUGUGUGUAUUUUGAGCUCUACCUGGUACUUAACUCCUUUAUAUUUAGCAGUUGUAAUGCAAAAGUGAUUUAAUUUGCAGAUGGUUUUUAAGUUUGAGUAAUAUUUGUAGAAGGCUACAUAAUUUUAAAUAUUUAGUAAAUUUGUUUCAUGUCUACUGCUUUUUUUUCUAGAUUUGUUAAAAAUUGAAAUUUAAAGAGAUAAUGGGUAAAGAUAGCCUAAAAACUGUAUUUUAAUGUAUAUUGUAUCUCAAAUGACAUAAAUUAAUCCACUCUUGAUUCUACUAAUUAUUACCAACAAAAUUAUGUUCAUAAUGUUUUGUUAAUUUUCUGUAAAUAAAAUUCUAAAUAUCUCUA